Molecule: messenger RNA, 2037 nt
Organism: Rhincodon typus (whale shark)
Lineage: Eukaryota; Metazoa; Chordata; Chondrichthyes; Orectolobiformes; Rhincodontidae
Gene: htr1d
Product: 5-hydroxytryptamine (serotonin) receptor 1D, G protein-coupled
Exons: 2
Coding region: 328-1461 (377 amino acids)
Biological process (GO): chemical synaptic transmission; smooth muscle contraction; vasoconstriction
Cellular component (GO): dendrite; plasma membrane
Molecular function (GO): neurotransmitter receptor activity; G protein-coupled serotonin receptor activity
Source: RefSeq, a predicted model, not a curated record
ACUAGGCGCUGGGCGAGAAACCGAGCCAGAUCAGGGGCUAUGAUGGGCGCACUCAGAUUAAACUUCUGCGCUGGAGAGGACGGCACACAGGCAGAACCUGAAACAAGAAGUUAAAGCGGAAAAGGCUAGGAUGAGAGACACUGCCCAGAGGAACAGGCUGAGAUAUGAAAUAUUGGAUGUGAAGAUGGAUCAACAAUGAGUCUAAGCGGGAAUGAAAACAGCUGCCGUGUAGUUUUUGUCAAGAAUAUGAUAGCAAUGCUGCAUGCAAACUGGGCUGGAAACAAACAAUGACUCUUAUUCAAAUCUGCCCAAUCGAUCUCACUGACGAUGGACCACGAUAACUCGUCCACUUUAGUUUCUCUUCCAGCUACAAUAACUAAUUCCUCGGAAAAUUCCUCGGCGAUGCUAAUCACCUGGAAUGAAAACAGUCAGUUAGGGCUGAGGAUUUCACUGUCUGUCGUUCUGGGUAUCAUCACCUUAGCGACCAUCCUUUCCAACUCAUUCGUGUUUGUCACCAUUUGCCUCACCAGGAAACUCCACACUCCAGCCAACUAUCUCAUCGGGUCUCUGGCUGUUACAGACCUCCUAGUGGCUAUCAUGGUGAUGCCCAUCAGUAUUGUCUACACUGUCAUCAAGACCUGGACUCUAGGGCAGAUCAUGUGUGAUAUCUGGCUAUCCUCUGACAUCACGUUUUGUACUGCAUCUAUCUUGCACUUGUGUGUCAUUGCUCUGGACAGGUACUGGGCCAUCACUGAUGCCUUGGAGUACACAAAGCGUCGCACACCGGGUAGAGCUGGCCUGAUGAUAGCUGUGGUAUGGGUCAUCUCAAUCUGCAUCUCCAUUCCCCCGUUAUUCUGGAGGCAGUCGAAAGCUCACAACGAACUCAAGGAGUGCGUAGUCAACACCGACCAGAUAUUCUACACUAUCUACUCCACUUUCGGAGCCUUUUACAUCCCCAGCGUGCUGCUAAUUAUACUGUACGGCAGAAUUUACAUGGCAGCUCGAUCGAGGAUUCAGAAACCGCCUUCAGCCUUCGGAAAGCGCUUUACUACAGUACAGCUCAUAAGCGGAUCAACCGGAUCUUCUCUCUGUUCUGUUGGCUUUAACAGCCAGGAGACUCUGCCUCAUUCCGGUGAAUCUCCCGUCUACCUGAACCACAUCAAAGUCAAAGUGUCAGAUAGCGUCCUGGAGAGAAAGAGGAUCUGUGCAGCCAGAGAGCGCAAGGCCACCAAAACCUUAGGGAUCAUCCUUGGUGCUUUUAUUUUCUGCUGGCUCCCUUUCUUUGUGGUGGCCUUGGUAAUGGGCAUCUGCAAAGACGCGUGCUGGUUUCAUCCUGUGCUAUCCGACCUCUUCACAUGGCUUGGCUAUUUGAAUUCACUCAUCAAUCCGGUCAUAUACACAGCUUUCAAUGAGGACUUCAAACAGGCUUUCCAAAAACUCAUGCGACUCAAACGAUGUUAACUGUAAGCAACUCUAUGGUAACAGUGCAUUUUCCUGUCAUUCUCACGUACGAUAAAAAGAGCGAGAGACCAAUUGAACCUUGUUUUUUAGGGACAUUAAUUUGUCUGCAUUUACCUUGCACAUUGUACGUUUUAGUACUGUGAUUUUUUUCCCCCCACAUAGCUCUGUACAAGGGGAUGUUAUAUUCACCAUACUUGAUGCAUCUAAGUGGCGUUGUUAAAUUAAGCUUUUUUGCAUAAGUGUGAAUAACUGAAGAAUAGAAUUGCAGUAAUGCUCACAUUCUAAAUUGCACUACAGGAACCUUUUAGAAUUUUAUUAUAUUUAAAUACAAGUCUUUUGUUUUAUCAUUAUUCACUCAAUGCAGAUAUUAAAUAUGCUCUCUGUUAAACAGUGCAAUAUUUAUGGUAAAAUAUCUUCACUAAACUACGUUAUACUAUGACAUACUGGCAUGUCUACUUGUAUUGCAAAUGUGGACAUGUAUGAUAUUGGAAAAUACAGCACAAGACAUUUCAAAACAUAUCAAUGAGAACUAUGAAGAUUUCACCUAGAACUUGCAGCAGGAUAAAAUUGUUCAGA